This is a messenger RNA of Ilex paraguariensis (yerba mate), 728 nucleotides long. The record is from the annotation of a GenBank genome assembly. Lineage: Eukaryota; Viridiplantae; Streptophyta; Magnoliopsida; Aquifoliales; Aquifoliaceae.
UGAUUGUUGAGUGGUACCAAGGGCUCGAUAAGCCUUGUGCCCCAAGCUUUGGCAUCGUUAGGUAAGGUAUGCAGUAAGGUCCUUAGUAACGAGAUAAAUUGUAGGACCAGAAAAUAUGUGGGGACCCAUAGCUACAAAAGACCACAUGUCUAAGGAUUGUAGCAUGUAGUGGGCUCGAUUAAGGCAAUGUUGAUGCAUGAAUUUGAAAGGCAUAGUUUGGGCUUGAUCCAACAUGCUUGAUUGGUUCGUGGGCGAGACUUGGCUGCUGAUUUGGUGGGACAAGUCUGCUCAAUGCAUGAAAGUAGGCGGUUGAGAGUGGUUACCAAACAUGACCUAAUCAUGGGAGGUAGUUGAGGAAGGUUACCAAGCAUGACCUCAGGGGUGAGCAGUUGAGGGUGGUUACCAAGUCAGGUGAUGAAUUAGAGGAACUGCCAGUCACUUAUCAAGUAGAGAUACAGCCUGACAUGAAAGUUGUUACUGGAAAUUGUCAUGCCCAUACAACUAAUUGGCUUCAAACGGCAUUACCCACUUCCUCAAAAUUUGAAGAAUUCAAACCACCCAGUGACGUUCUCACAAUUGGAAUAGAGCAAAAGAUGCAAAUCCUCGAAGGGAACAGCAGUCUAGAAGUAAAAAUAUACCCAAAGUUGCCUCAAGCAGAUGAAAUCAAGCUUCUCAGUACAUACAAUCCAUCAGCGUGCCCAAAAACGAGGAAUCAUGAGAGCUCAUAG